AUGGUAUUCCCUGUACUGGCGUGCACAGACAUCCGCGGGGUUAAAAUUAACGUGGAGUUGCCCUUCGAUGAACCGCCGGCCUCACUUCACGAUUUACACAAAACUCUCGAAGAUGUCUUUCGCGGUGAAGAGAACGCCAUUCGGCAUCAGGAUACUACAAUACAAAACGGUAAAACUCGUCCCUCCGAGCCGUUUACACUCAGUCGUGUGCAACGGUAUGAGGAUGAUAAACAGACGUGGUCCGAACUUAAAGAUGUACGACAAUUACGUGCAUAUGAUCAAUUGUAUGUAUUUCGCAAGAAUGCCACAAAGGCAGAUAUAUCUGUGCAGCGAGAAAUACCGGCCCCACGUAAUAGUUUGUACUUUCCAUCUCGACAAACUGCAGGGAAGGGAUUGGGAAGAAACUCUAGUGAAAGAGGUACACAGCAACCAUCAUCACUCUCAUCACCCCCACCAUUACUACCACAAGGACAAGGACAAGGACAAGAAGAGAAAAAAUAUCAAGAUCAUCCAUUAUUAUCCAUAUCGUCAACUACACAAGGUGGUGAUAAUAUUCAUUCGAAUGGAAUCUCUCACACACCACCACCACCAUCAUCAUCAUUAUUAAUGCGACGCACAGAAAAUCAUUUUGGUUCUCCAAAUGGUGGUCCUUUAGGUCCAUCUAGAGAUCAAACACAUAAUGGUUUUGCGGAAUCCUACACAGGGCCUCUCAUUCAGGAUCAAAUAGAUACUGUUUUUGGUAUUGGUGAUCCAACACAUAAAGGGUAUUUAACUGUGCGUGAUUUUCAAAGUAUAUUUCAUGCCUGUCAGAUUCAAUUUCCACCGGAUGUCGUUGAGGAUUUACACCGUUCCUUCGCAAAAGAAAAACGUGGAGAACUAAUUAUGUCAUUUCAUGACUUUCAUAGUUAUGCACGUGAUUUUGCGCAAGCAAUUAACAUCGCCUAUUCACGUUGGAAAAACCAAGAGCGACAAAAGACUCUUGAACGGGAAUAUCAUAAUGCCAAUUCCACUGUGGAUGAUCUUCAAAUGCAAAAGAGAGCUUUAGAAGAACGUCUAGAAGCCAUAAAGAAACAAUUAGAGAGAGAACAGGAAAAGAAAGCUCGACUUGAGAAUGAGGCAGAUGAGAUGAGAAGAUUGUCCAAUCCAGAUUAUCGUAUGCAAGAACAGAAACUCCUCGACAAGGAAGUUAGUGUAUUUAAGUAUAGACAAAAACUUCACCAAGAGGAGAUUGAUUAUGAACGUUUAGCAGAAGAACGCCGGCGGCGAACACCGAGUGCGAUGCCAGAUCAUUUACAAGCUAAAAGUUCUGUUGAUCGCUACGGGCCGCGUGACUAG
This is a messenger RNA of Trypanosoma theileri, 1335 nucleotides long. Its product is annotated as calmodulin-like protein containing EF hand. The record is from RefSeq and is a predicted model, not a curated record. Lineage: Eukaryota; Euglenozoa; Kinetoplastea; Trypanosomatida; Trypanosomatidae. Bases 1 to 1335 code for a protein of 444 amino acids. The transcript has a single exon.